AUGCUUAAGCUUCAGGUGCCUUCGAGUCUCCUCGAGUCCGGACCGACCUUUGACGGCGGCUUCGCUGUCUUGGCGGGCUGGAUCUGCCUGAUCUGGUAUACAACGGUGGUGGCUGUUUGCGUCUUGGGAUACUACCAAAUAUGGCGAUAUUUUCUCCAGCGGCCGCGACCAUCUGGUUCCGCCUCCGAUACUGAUGCCCCUCACGUCACUGCUAUUCGCCCUGUGAAAGGCCUCGAACCGAAUCUAUACGAGUGCCUGUCCUCGACUUUCAGUCAAGAUUACCCUCGCGACCGCCUAACCGUCUACUUCUGCGUCUCUUCGCGCGAUGACCCGGCCUUCCCGACCCUGCAAAGGCUCAUGGCGGACUUUUCGCACGCCAACGCGCGCGUCUACAUUGAGGACGAGGACCCGUUGCUCCAACCCGACAAUGACUCCCCGUAUAGCUUAGGUCCCAACCCAAAGAUUCGGAACAUGAGUCGGGCCUACCGCGAAGCAAAGGGUGAUAUCGUCUGGAUCAUCGACUGCAAUGUGUGGGUCGGUAAGGGUGUUUGCGGACGCAUGGUCGACCGACUGUGCGGGCUGGGGGCUCACGCGGGCAAGAAGAAGUACAAAUUCGUACAUCACUUGCCCCUGGUGGUGGACGUGACUGAGAAUGACCACGGGCAGGGAGAGCGAGCCUCGCUUUUGGACACUUCGACUGAUGGGGAACAAUCCGAGGCCGUGUCUGAGGAUGUCCCCGCAGGUACACUUGCGAUGGGCGGCGGCCGCCUGGAGGAAAUGUUUUUGUCGUCCGCACAUGCCAAGAUGUACACUGCCAUCAACACGGUCCUCAUUGCGCCGUGCAUCGUGGGCAAGUCGAACAUGUUCCGGCGCUCUCACCUGGACUACCUGACGGCGCCGUCCCCGAAGGAUCCCCAUCGGCGGAAUCCGGGCAUCGACUACUUCUCUGACAACAUCUGCGAAGAUCACCUGAUCGGCGACCUGCUGUGGAAAAAGCGCGUGCGUGAGGAGAAGGAACAGGGCGAGCGUUUCGGCAAGCACGGCAUGGUCUUCGGGGACCUGGCCUUCCAGCCCGUCGCCCACAUGAGCGUACAGGCAUACGUGGCGCGGCGUGUGCGCUGGUUGCGUGUCCGCAAAUUCACGGUGCUUCUGGCAACCUGGGUCGAGCCGGGCACGGAGUCGCUACUGUGUUCGCUAUAUGGGGCCUGGGGAGUGACGACGUCUCUAGCGCAGUGGCUUCUGGAGAAGGGAUACUCCCGUGCGCAGCACUUGACGACAUGGACGGCUUUCUUCGCCUGUUUCUGCCUCAGCCUAGUAGCCUGGAUCCUAGUCGACUGGACACUCUACAUUAAACUCCAUUCGGCCCGGACGGUCGAGCUCGACGAGAAUACGCCGGUCUUCGCGCGGCCUCCCCGCUCGGGCACCCGACGAAGCUUCCGACAAUGGUUCGGGGCCUGGCUGGGCCGUGAGUUCCUGGCUCUGCCGAUCUGGCUGACGGCGUUCUAUGGCGGCGUCACGGUGACCUGGCGCGAUCGACGAUUCCGAGUCGGAUUGGAUAUGAAGGUGCGCGAAAUUGACGGCGACAAAACGAUUGAAUCCGAGGGAAGCUUUUCCGGGACGAAAGUACGACGGGAUUAA
Molecule: messenger RNA, 1638 nt
Organism: Aspergillus affinis
Lineage: Eukaryota; Fungi; Ascomycota; Eurotiomycetes; Eurotiales; Aspergillaceae
Product: putative ceramide glucosyltransferase
Exons: 2
Coding region: 1-1638 (545 amino acids)
Biological process (GO): glucosylceramide biosynthetic process
Cellular component (GO): membrane
Molecular function (GO): ceramide glucosyltransferase activity
Source: RefSeq, a predicted model, not a curated record